UUCAUUUCUCACGUCAAUUUUAUUCUGUAUGAAGCUUCAGUCAAGCUCAAAUUCAAUCGUGUCUAUUUUCUGACCCAGAAACAAAGAUCUACUAAUUAGCUUCGUCACUUCUUUCGCAAUGCUUGACGCUUAAACAGCUGAACCUCGCUCUCCUUGACGACCCUCAUCCUCACAAAUGUCAGCUUCUACCACUCCGCCCGCGGGCUCCGUCCCUCUUGCCGCUGCAGCGGUGCAGAAACACCUGCAGCCUUCAACAACUUCGCCCAUUGAGGUUCUUCCUGGCAGCACCUCUCAAGCAUACACGCACAUUCAUACCGCACUUCUUCUGGUGUUCUAUUACCUCCGCUUCAACGACCUAGUCGCAGACCCGGUCCCUACCCUUCUAGACACGCUCCUCCCGCUCGCCGUCCUACAAAUCAGCUACGCAGCGAUAUGUUUGCCUGCUGGCACCGGAGCUGGAGCAGCAACCUCGCUGAGCAAGGCAUCUAAGAGCGCUGGCGCGAGCACGGGAAACACCCGUCGGAAAACUCAGCAAGGGAGCAAGAGCGAUGGACGUGGUUUAGGCACACGGAUUUCGACAUCGCUCCUCGCUACAAUUUUAUCACUCGCCCUCGGCACUCCCCUGUUGACAAUUAUCUUGGUCUUUUUUGGAGCGCCGGUGACGACGCAUUCGGCUCACACGCUGCUUUGCGCGGCGCAUAUGGCGCUACUGGCAGGUAUUCCGCUCGUGCAUGCGCAUGGGGUGGAUACAGGGGCCUGGCGCGACGUGGCGGCUGCAUUGAUGACGCUUGACGAGCCAUUUGGUGGAGCCGUCGGUGUUGCGGUCGGCGCCUGGCUCGGGGCCGUGCCGAUCCCGCUGGACUGGGACCGAGAAUGGCAAAAGUGGCCGGUCACUAUCCUCACUGGAGCGUAUAUUGGAUAUGCCGUUGGCAAGGCGGCAGGCGGGUAUAUAUUCAGAGGAAAGAGAAUCCAAUUCGACUAAACAUGGAUCGUUUAUCAAGUAUAGAUUUCGUUCAAAGACCAUGAUUAAAAAAAAACGCGGUAUAUAGGCUACUCCGCGUACCACCACGUCAACUUGAACUGUGUAUAGAUUUAUCCAAGAUUGAAUUCGUUCACUAGAAAAAAGUAUUCAGGAAUAUUCCAAAACUAUCUAUGCUGAGCUGAUCAAAAAAACAAACCCCCGAAGAAGGCGGGAUAGAGAGGACAAACAGGCUUGCUAAACCAACAGGAGAUUGAAAGGACGGCCGAAUUGAGAUAUCGUGAAAUGGUGCAAGGAGAUUAUGUUACAGUCGAAGAAGAUCGCGAAAUUGGACGGGAUCCCAGAGAUUUGGAAAGAGAAAACAGCAAAGGGCGCUUUCGGACGAAAUCAGAUGCCUUUGAUAGCCAUUGUUCGCUCCGAAUUUAGCUUGUUUGCAUUCUGCUCAUGCGAUUGUUUUUU
Xylona heveae TC161 is the source of this 1438-nucleotide messenger RNA. RefSeq lists its product as hypothetical. Lineage: Eukaryota; Fungi; Ascomycota; Xylonomycetes; Xylonales; Xylonaceae. The record is from RefSeq and is a predicted model, not a curated record. Gene Ontology annotation, biological process: GPI anchor biosynthetic process. The transcript is spliced from 3 exons. Gene Ontology annotation, cellular component: endoplasmic reticulum membrane. Bases 176 to 982 code for a protein of 268 amino acids.